AUAUCUGGCCACCACACAGUUCGAGGCGACGCAUGCCAGGAAAGCAUUUCCAUGUUUUGACGAGCCAGCGAUGAAAUCCACUUUUAACAUUUCUCUAGUGAGACCCGCUGAUCGCGUUUCUCUGUCCAACAUGCCCAGGAUCCGCUCAGAUACACCAUUCAAAGAAAAUGGAAUUACGUACGUGAAAGAUGUUUACAAACAGACAGUCCAAAUGUCGACGUACCUUCUGGCGUUUGUAGUGUGUGACUACGGUUUUCUGAGUAAGACAACCAAAUAUAACGUGACCUUGUCAACUUGGGCUAAACCACAGUCUGUGAACGACACUCAGUACGCUCUGGAUGUUGGUGUCAAGAUAACAGAAUACUUUGAGGAUUACUUUGGUAUCAGAUACCCUUUACCAAAGCAGGACAUGAUUGCCAUACCUCACUUUGGGUUCGGAGCUAUGGAAAACUGGGGACUCAUUACUUACAACGACAUUUUUCUCAACGAGGCAUUUGCAACUUUCGUAUCAUAUCUCGGAGUGGACAACGCACAUCCUGAUUGGAGAAUGCUGGAAAUGUUUCCUGUCGAAGAAAUGCAUGUAGCUUUGAGUUAUGACAGCCAAGUCCAGUCACACCCUGUGCAUGUCCAAGUUCAAAAUCAAGGUGGAAUUCAAGAGCUCUUUGAUGUCAUCUCCUACCAGAAAAAAUAUCUCAAAAAGUAUUCAUUUGGAACAGCCACCCAUGAUGAUCUCUGGAGUGUGUUGACUGAGCAAGCGGCAUCUGAUGGCAAGAAGAUCCAGGUGAAAGAGAUCAUGGACACUUGGAUACUUCAGAUGAACUACCCUCUGGUCACAGUGACAAGAGACUUCAACAACCCCAGCAUGCUGCAUGUCACACAGGAGCGAUUUCUGACAGAUCUUAAUGUUUCCGACCCUGGCAGACACAGGUCCCCAUACAACUAUCGCUGGUCUAUACCUCUGACGUUUACCUCAAGUAAAAACCCACAAUUCAACAACAGCAACAACCAUGUCCAGUGGAUCUACAAGGAGGAACCAGCCA
Molecule: messenger RNA, 1040 nt
Organism: Candidula unifasciata
Lineage: Eukaryota; Metazoa; Mollusca; Gastropoda; Stylommatophora; Geomitridae
Source: the annotation of a GenBank genome assembly